AUGAUUAUUCCGGAAGCGGUCGCAGGACAACAUGCGAAGGUAGGAAGCGGCGAAACUUCAUCGUUAUCUUCGGCGUCGUUGUCGUCAUCUUCAUCAUCCUCUGAAAUCGGAGACUAUAAUCUUCGCACACCAUCUUUUAGAAUUUUCAAGUCCGACGAGCCCAGGCCACAGCAGAGCAACUUCUGUAGUUUCGAGAUACAUAAGCGUGAGAGCCAUCAUGUUGGAGUUGGUGAGGAAGGAGGACAAGGUCGCGAGGGAGACGAACACGAAGAAAGUCAAGGUUUUUCCUUCGAAUUUCUUGUCGACAGGGAGAGCCGGCUACUACAAUUCUCGUAUCUCCAGCCACACUCUGGAGAGGAGAGAGGAGAUGGAGAAACCCGGAUUGCAGAAAGAGAAGACUCGGGCACAGUGCAUGAAAGAGAAGACUCGGACACUGUGCAUAGUACACAACAGUCCACACAACACGACUUAUUUUUUCUCGUAACGCCGUAACUUCUUCAACCUCCUGAAGUCUGUGAAUUUUACAUAUUCACCAUGAAGAAAUCCCAAUUGUAGAAGAAUAAUCUUUACCUCCAGGAGUCGGGCUGGAAUAUGGAAUUUGAACCUGCACACAUAUCUUUGAUAUCAAUCUAAUUCCGUGUAUCCAUGAUCUUUCGACUCGGGAGAAAACUAAAAAUGAUGUUUUGAACCCGAUGACAUCACAGGCAGUAUAGGGUACCAUGAGAAGAAAAUUGAGAUGGUUCACAAGAAGAAAUCACCACACUGUGGACGUGUGGCAGCCAUUGCCAUCAGGUAUAUGUGGGAAGAUUUUAAGACCACUCACAUACACAUCGUUGUCAUACAUCAUUUUCGUACUGAUGUUGGAUCCUGGUGUGAUAACUCGACAUUUUAUGUUGCCUUGGAUGCGGAAGCUCUUUUAAUACUUUUUACAACAAAGACCAACUGCAUACAAGGUGGCUCCGUGUGCCCUACUCCACUGCUGGUGCGUCGAACUCUUCGGAAAACUUGUAAUUGUAAUUGUAAUUGUUUGUUACUUGUGAAUCUGCAAGCAUGGUCUUCCAACAUGCAGUGGGCACUAUUGAGAUGCUUACCACAGAAAAUGAAAAAGGAAGAGAAUGGAUCUCUGCACUGCUCUUCGAGGUCGUCCAUAUUCAUUUUGAAUCGAAAUUCUCUGCAGUUCGAAAUGGACUGCAUAGUUGAUACAAGAAUGAU
Amoebophrya sp. A25 is the source of this 1212-nucleotide messenger RNA. The record is from the annotation of a GenBank genome assembly. NCBI's taxonomy places the organism in Eukaryota, Dinophyceae, Syndiniales, Amoebophryaceae.